Rhineura floridana is the source of this 2295-nucleotide messenger RNA. Its product is annotated as WASH complex subunit 1-like. NCBI's taxonomy places the organism in Eukaryota, Metazoa, Chordata, Lepidosauria, Squamata, Rhineuridae. Bases 133 to 1812 code for a protein of 559 amino acids. Gene Ontology annotation, cellular component: early endosome; WASH complex; recycling endosome. Gene Ontology annotation, biological process: endocytic recycling; exocytosis; retrograde transport, endosome to Golgi. Gene Ontology annotation, molecular function: gamma-tubulin binding; actin binding; alpha-tubulin binding. The transcript is spliced from 12 exons. The record is from RefSeq and is a predicted model, not a curated record.
CUCCAAAGCAUCUGGAGGGCACCAGGUGGGGAAAACCUGGAGUAGCAGUCAUCUUCCUGGAAUUAAGAUGCCGAUGUGAACCUGAAAAAGCUGAGCUUGAAUCCUGGCAAUUUGGAGACACUGUAGGCAAAAAUGGCUACUGUGUCCCAGAAGUAUUUCCUGGAGGGACAGACAUACUCUCUUCCCCUCAUCCAACCUGAUCUCCGCCGGGAAGAAACUAUUCACCAGAUAGCAGAUGCCCUUCAGUACCUGCAGAAAGUCUCGGACGAUAUCUUCAACAGGAUUUCUCAGCGAGUGGAGGCCAGCCGGGCACAGGUGCGGGCAAUUGAUGAGAGAAUCACCCUUGCUCAAGCCAAAAUUGAGAAGAUAAAGGGCAGCAAGAAGGCUAUCAAGGUGUUCUCCAGUUCAAAAUACCCUGCUCCAGAACGGCUGCAAGAAUAUGCCUCUAUUUUUGCUGGUGCUGAGGAUCCGGAUACACAGAAACGACAGAGGCGCAAGAUUCAGAGCAAGCACAGAGUCUUAGAUGAGAAAACUCUGCAGGAGAAACUGAAGUACUUCCCGGUUUGCGUCGCUGCAAAAGUCCACCAGGAAGAUGAUGCAGAAGAAGGUCUUGGGAGCCUCCCCAGGAAUGUUCGUUCUCUGAGCUCCCUGCUACUCUUCAACACCACUGAGAACCUUUACAAGAAGUAUGUUUUCCUCGAUCCUCUGGCUGGAGCAGUAACCAAGAUCCAUGUGGCUCUGGCAACAGACACAGAGGAGAAGCUCUUUGAUGCGCCCCUCUCGAUAACCAAGAGAGGACAGCUGGAUAAGCAGGUGGCUGAAAAUUACUUCUAUGUGCCCAAUCUAGGGCAGGUGCCUGAGAUAGACGUGCCUUCCUAUCUGCCUGACCUGCCUGGCAUUGCUGCUGAUCUCAUGUACAGUGCUGACCUUGGGCCUGGCAUUGCGCCUUCUGCUCUUGGCACUGCUAUACCAGAGCUACCCACCUUCAACACAGAGUCUGCAGAGCCUUUACGGCAAGAUCUUCAGGAGGGUGCAGCCCCACCGCUGCCACCUCCCCCUCCUCCACCACCACCACCUGAAAUGCCAGCGAGUGCCCUGCCACCACCCCCUCCUCCCCAGGCCCCACUCCUGUCCGAGUCUCAAGUGAACCAAGAGAGAAGCAGUGCAGUGUCAUCAGCUGCUGUCCAGGGCCCCCCGAAGGAAGUUGUGAACCCGUCAAGCGGCCGGGCCACCCUGCUAGAGUCCAUCCGCCAGGCUGGCGGCAUCGGGAAGGCCAAGCUCCGUAGCGUCAAAGAGCGGAAGCUGGAAAAGAAAAAGCAGAAGGAGCAAGAACAAGGAGGUCCAGAAGUGGGAGAGCACAGUGCGGAUCACUUGCCCUGCCACCCGUGGCCUCUUCGCUCCAACGGGCUUAUCCAAAAGCCUCAGGUGUUCCAAGAACUGAUUUGGAUUUCAAGCUGCUCUGUUCUUCAGUGGGAGCCACAGGGAAGGGUGGAGACCUCAUGUCAGAUCUGUUCAACAAACUGGUUCUCCGGCGCAAAGGCAUUUCUGGCAAAGGGCCUGCAGCUGGAGGAGACAGCAAUACUCCCAACGUGCCAGCUGGCGCCUUUGGCCGCAUCUCGGAUACUAUCCCACCGCUGCCCCCCCCACAACAACCAGCUGGUGAGGAAGAUGAAGAUGAUUGGGAGUCCUAGAUCUGCUGCAUUACUUGGUUGUGCACUCACUUCAUGUGACUUACUGCAGGUCGCCAGUGGGCUGAAGAAAGCCCAGCAGCGAGAAAGAGGGGCAACCUCUGAUGCAGGAUCACUGGUCUAAUAGAGAAGGCUGACCUGUGUCUUUUCCCUCCCUGCUCUGGCUUGUUUCAGCAUUUAUUUUAUCAACAAACACUACUGCUUCUCACUUUUCCUUCCCCUCCCAAUCCAGCAGUGUGAAUUAUCUCAAAGAGUGUGUUCUGCAGAACCUCCUGCUGGUUGAGGCUGUGGGGCAGCUUGCACUCAGAGGAUCAAAGCCAGGUCCUCUCCUUGUGAUGAGAGCUCCUAUGCCAGUGCAAUGUGAUGCAUCAAGAUCAUCACAAAGGCCGUUAUUUUCAGCAAACAGCAUUUACCUCCUGCGGCUAGAGCUUUGGUGAGACACAUAGCCCUGAGCUUUAAGGGUGCACAUGGACCGGGAGAGGCUUUUUGAUUUCUCUCGCAGCCCAAUUCACACUUCCUUUAUUGUGUAUGGCAUCAGCUGUGCAAGGAACAGCACUCACUCACCUGUCAAAUGCAAAUGGACUGAUUAAAAAAAAGUCAAAUGCAA